AUGAGGGCGUACGAAACUUCUACAUUCUUAAACUUUUCAGCGGCGUUUCCCGACUCAAGCGUACCACUAUUGCGCGAGCUUGACCUCAAGUCACGAAAUGAGUUCAUUAAAUGCGUGCUCAUUAUGGUAUUGAUAAUGAUCAUCAUAACAGCUCUGUUCACCGUGUAUGUAUUAAUUACUCCAGAAAUUAAACAAUAUUUUAAAGUGCGUGGAUGGGAGAUAUUACUUCCUGCUAUAUUAUUGUUAGUUUUAGCGGACUGCGGUAUUAUUUGCUUCUUAUGUGCUAGAUCAGCCCCUUGGAAUUUUAUUUACUUAGUAUUGACGCGGGUGAUGGUUAAAGCGAUGCUCGGAAUAUCUCAACGUGAUCAAAUCAGAAAUGAGAAGUUACCUAGAAGAGUUACUGACAUCGAUCAACAAGUCGCCAAGCUUAAGUGGAAAUGGGCUGAGCACAUAGCUCGGGGAACCGAUGGAGGAAUGAGCAAUACUAAAGUAUCGCUACAAACUAGUAAGUUAGAAAAAAAACAAACUGAUAAUGAAAAGAAGGAAGUUAUCGUCAAUAUUGAUGAAAUUACAAUCGGUAAUGCGAAUGCUAUUUCAUCUUAUAAGAUUACUAAACAGCAAAUCGAAGAAAAUAAUGAACACAAUGGCAAAAAAGUUAUUAAUUCCGUAAAAAGUGAGGCUGGUAAUAUAGCGAUAGUAGAAGAAGUCGAUCAACAAGUACCAACAGUUGAAUCAGUUGAUAAGCGACGAAAAGUUCCGGAUAUUUGGGUACAGUUUCAAGAAGUUAAAGGACAUAAUAUGAGAGUUGGUAAACAAGUUGAAUUUGGACGACUGAGUGAGCCGGGGGGAAGGAAUUACCAGAAUCUACCAUCUGGAGGUGGAGGUGGCUUGGACUAUGACCCACAGUCCCGGAAUGGAUUUUUGAGGAUUGUGUUCACUAUUCUAUUGGCUAUGCUAGCAUUAACGUUAUUAUAUAAUGUCUUAGUUCUGAACUCGCCUUCUAUGACUGAAUUCUAUCGUAAUCAUCGUCGGCCACUAUUAUUUCUUUCUGGGGGUGUUUUGAUUUCAAUGUCCUACGUCAUGAUAUGCUGCUUGCCGCUCGUGAGAGCGCCUCCGUGUAAUUUUAUUGCACUUUUGAUCGUGCUUGCAGCGAUGAGUAACCUCGUGGCUGUAUUCACGACAAUGGUAGAAACGCAAAUUAUAUCGUUUGCGCUCAUAGGAACGAGUGUCACAGUAGGGGUUUGCCUAAUUCUGGCUCUCUCUAAAUUCGACUUCACAUCGUGGUACCUAUAUUUAGUCGUGGUAAUGGUAGUGCUGUCGGUCCUAUCAGUGGCGCUGGCGAUCGGGUCGCUGGCAAUGGACAUCAAUUUUAAACCACUGCAUAUGGCACUUUUGUACAUAGGAACGCUUGUUCAAGUGCUCUUACUGAUCAUGGAACUCCAGAUGGUUAUAGGCGGCAAAUCCAUAGAAAUUAGCGAAGAAGAUCACAUUUUAGCGGCAUAUAUACUUUACACGUCGAUUGUGAACUUAUUCAUUCAAAUUUUGCAGAUAUUAGCCGACUUGGACAGCGAUUAAGUGUUUGCUAUCUCUAUUAGUGUAAAAAACACUCGACAGUUAAUUUAACAUGUU
Messenger RNA from Pararge aegeria (speckled wood butterfly), 1629 nucleotides. RefSeq lists its product as uncharacterized. The coding region runs from base 1 to 1575 and encodes 524 amino acids. NCBI's taxonomy places the organism in Eukaryota, Metazoa, Arthropoda, Insecta, Lepidoptera, Nymphalidae. The transcript is spliced from 12 exons. Gene Ontology annotation, cellular component: membrane. The record is from RefSeq and is a predicted model, not a curated record.